UAGGUAAUUCUAGUCAUAACGUACUGGGCAUCUUUUUUAUUUCUUCUUCUAUUUUUUUUUUUUUAAUACUCUUGUUCCAUAUCCUUUGAUUACUUUUUAUUUCAUUUUUUAUAUACAUUUUUUUACUCCUGGCAACUUAUGUCGUGAUUUCUAGUAUUAUGUCAUUGUCUUUUUUCCUCUUCACCAAUUGAUUUCCGUUGCUUUCUCGAGUGUCAGUUACCACAAGGCGGUACACAGAUUCGGGCUCCACUUGAGCCGGUCCUCCACGAUUGCUGGUUCGAUGCGCACGGAAAUCGAUUCCACACCAAUUCACGAGCUCUAGCUAAAGUAACUACUACUUCGUACUACUUACUACUAGACUAGUAACCUAACCUACCUACCUUACCUACAUACUAAAUCACCAGCAACCUACCUACAUACCUACCACCCACCUUUAGCCAGUCCGACGACCAAGCCACCGCCUCACUACCACCCCUUCUCCCUGAGCUGGUCAAGCCUCAUCUCAGCAGGAAGGGGACAGGACAGGGCACGACAGAACAGAGCCGAACAGACAAAUAUUCGCCCCCCAGUGUUCUCCUGUUCAUCCCGCAGCUUCAUCGUCGCCUCUUACAAACCCCACGAUGAAAUGAAAUGGGCGGCGCGACCUUGACGAUUGCCUCGGCCCCAAAGCCGCAACUGCCAGUCAGGUCGCAUUCUUCACCUGACCUAGUGUUGCUCUCUUCUCACUACCCUGUUUCCGAGGCCGCACCAUCCAAGGGUCUGCCGCCCCUGCCCGACUUUGAUGUUCCACCGCUGGAUGACUCCAUCUUCCUCAAGCUCAAGGAUUCUAGCGUCACAACAGUAUCGAGCUUACCGAACCAUGCACCGCGCACAUCCCAAGAGGCCCUGACCAGCGGGGCCGGCACUGGGAGGAAGACAGAUGCCGUCCGACCUCACAAAUGGAGACUCGCGCGGAACGAUGAUGCCCUUGCCGACCUAGCAUCACCGCACCAGUCCUACUCAGGGGCGGCGGACUCAGCCACUGCAGUCGACCUCUCCGAUUCUACAGGAAUGCACAGGUCAAGAACCGCUUCUGGCUCGUACCCCAACCUGGGGAGCUUAUCAUGGCUACCCGGAUCGCGCUCUCGGAAUUCAUCCUCCGAAGAUGAAGGCUCAGAGGUAUUUGAUGGGGCCGCCGAAGACGACAAGGUGCUGUCGCCAAGGCGCAUUUGGGGUCGUGACAAACCAGGUUGGAGCAUUGGGGCGAGCAAGUCUUCCGAUUCUCUCAGCACAACGACCCGCGCCCUCACCAGAGCAAAUGGCUACCUGACGAAGAUCAAGCAAAAACCGCAAACGGUCUUCGUAAGGAGCGGACUGGGUGCGGCCCCGGCCACACGGAGCUCCGAGACUGUACGCGCCGUCAGGGAUGGUGUAAGCAGUGCUUAUGCAUCUUCCACGGACGUUAGUGCAGUGGAUGACUCGGCGAGCACGCCUAUUACCGGUUCAGAGCGUGGCUCAGAGAUAACGGCCGCUUCCAUUGUGAGGGAUCAUCUGUGGUCGCCCUUUCGAGACUUGGAUGGCGCAUACCAUGCCUUUGUGGGCAAGCAGACUACUGCUCAUCGCAUGACGAUUGUCAAGACGGCGUUAGUCCCGUUCCUGAAUCGGUAUGCCUGCGAUCCCUCCAACAAAGACACAGAUGCCCUCUUACCUGAGGAUGUGGAGCGCCGCGCCACCAUAAUGGGAAAGUGGUGGGCUGUCAUGCUUCAGCUCCUUGAUGAGAAUAGCGGUCGCGUCGCCUGGGGCCAGGGUAUAGCAGCAACCCUGCCCCCCGAGCCAACCCCGGAGCCCCUUGCCGGCCUUGACCGUCCGAUCGUACUAGGAGCGAUCACCAUGCUCACGACCAGACCAGAGUGGCGACUGGGCACACCUCACUUCCGCCCGCUGGCUGCACGAUGUCCUUCUGAGAAGGUGCGGGCUCGCUCGGAUUCCGGGGCUUUGUCCCUGAGCGACACCUCAUUCAUCGCUCGAUCGACGGAGCGAAAUGUACACGACAUUUUUCUAUCAAAUUUGCUUAGCCAGCUCGCCGUCGUCAUAAACAAGCUCUCCCACUGGAAAACCCCAGAGGCUCUCGUCACCUUUGCAGGAAAGACUUUGGCGUAUGGAUUCUUCUUUGUUCCGGGCGUAGCGCAGAUAGUCGUACGCCUGUGGGGCCUUGACGCAAAGCCUAGUCUCAUCACUAGGGUUGUGGAUGAAUUCGGGCUGCCCCGGACGAGCCUUGGGGAAAGCGAGGAUAUCGUUGCUCUCUUCCCUCCGAGCCUGGGCUCACUAGGCUACUCAUCCGUCAAAACCCUGACAGAAAAACUUCGACGUCCCCCUAAAUUCCCACCUCAGACGCUCCACAUUCCGUGGUAUGGGCCAUGGGUGUCAAGGUGGCGUGGUGGCGACACCAACCUGUUCUUUGUCUUUUGCAAACACUUCUACAUCAUUUCGGAGGAGUUUAUGCCAGCCGGCUUGCCCCUUAUCGAGAAAGCACGCGCACCGGCAUUUGUACUCAUACACGCACAGCUGCUCUCCAUCUUCGACGAUACCAUCAACCGCCAGGUUGCCUUCGAGGCUCUGAUGCGGCCGUCGUUCCCCGAAUCCAUCCAUGGGGCUGACGCAGCACUUACGCACAUGGGACCGUUACUCCCAAAUGCAAAUAUGUUUCGUGGCAUGGAUGAGAACUGCAUCAUCAUGCUACUGAGAGAUUUCCUAUCCACGGCUAAUUGUCUUAGCGGGGCGCGGUAUGCUUUCGCCGAAGCCUUUAUGCGCCUCUCGAAAGCUGCCACCAAGAGGACGGGCCAGUAUGAUCACAAUGCGCAGCACCUAUUGUGUGAUUUCCUCCAGGAAGCUCUCCAGAUCUACCAUGUGGCCCCCUCUAGCCCUGGUGACGCUGAAAUUCCGACCUUCCCUCCCCUGAUUGGCUAUGUCGAUUGGACCUUCUGGUUCGACGUCUGUAAAAGGAUGCUCUCCAAUAACAAUACCAUGUCCGAGAUAAGAACUCUGUCGUUUUUGUUUUCAACAUGGGAUAUAAUAGCGGCGGAUCCGAGUCGGAAGGAGGCCUUGUGUGUGGAUUGGCUACUUGAGGAGGAGGUUUUCGCAAAAUUCUUCUGCAACUGGUGUCCUAUGGUCCGGGCAUACUAUCUGAGACUCCUCUGUUGGAGAAUUUGCCGUGACUCCGGGAGCUCGAAUGAACUGGAUACUCGGAUCUGGAUCUUGGUCUCUAAGAGACUCAGGGACACAUAUUCGCAAUACCUUUGGUUGAAACAAAAGGCAGAGCGGUCGGCGUCGGCUCUUCCUUCGACAACCCCUAGUCCGCCACAGCCAGGCAAACGGUUUAUGAUCGUUCGCAACGAGGUCAUGGGAGCAUCACAUCAAGGUCUCCUGGCGAGCCCUCAAAGAACCAACCCGCAUCCGCAGGCUGAAUUUAGGGACUUCGACGGCUACAACUCACAAAAAUUUGGGACGGAAAGCGAUAGCGUUGACAACGUAAGGGACGCACAGUCCAAUAAACGGUGGUCCCUUUUGGGGAAAUUGCGAGGCCUAAACGCGCCGGGCAGUGAGGGCAGACCGCGAAACUAUGGCGAAGAGCUGGAAAAGACGCGCAGGGACACGGCCAACUCACGACAGUCCUCCGAAGGCCCACCCCUCCCACCCAAAGACGACAAUCCAAGCCGAGCCCCGCCGUCCCCAGGCUCGGACUCGACUGGUUCUGUGGCCAUUUUUGACGUGGAGCAGUACGUUUUCAGGUUCACACUCCAGAACAUACCAUGGCACCACGGCGUGCCCGUCUAUCUGAGAGAACAGGUCAUUACGCGGCCCAGGCUGCCUGCUCCAGCACAAGCGAGAGUCAAUUCGAAACUGGCGUCGGCGGGCUACUGUGACGAAGAAGAUACUGUUCCCUUGUCUCCAGGUCGUCCGCCAUCUACCAGGGCCAUAUCGGGCUGGAUGCAGGGCGGCUUGAUCUCAGAGGCCAGGAAUGCCCAAAGGAAGUUUGAUCUGGACGACACCACGCAGCAGUGCCUAUCUCCUGGCUUGGAGCCCCGCGGGGGGCCUUCAUUUGGUGGUGACUCCAGCUCGAGUGAGCUCAGGUUGAUUGGAGAGCUUCCUUUUGAGAAUUCUACGACUGCCGUCCUAAAGUCAGAAACCCGACGUCUGGAGCCACCAAAACCCAAACAUGGGGAAAGCAAAAUCAUAGCCGUCGAGCCUACGGGAACACAAAAAACAACCUCACGUUAUGCAGGGCGUGCGCUUGCCGAAUGGAGCUUAGUCGUCAGCGAGUGCAACUCAUUUGUUGACCGACGACGUGGCGAGGGCGUUCUUGGUCUCAGGGAUGUCGAGGUCCCAAUUCUGGCAGCUGAGGGCUUACGUAGGGCUGGAUAGACCAGCCCCCUCUACACAGGUGCAACCUGCAGGCUCCUGUUUUACUGUUUUAUUCCGCGACAUUUCGUGGCAUGUAUAAUGAAAUUUCAUGUACUUGUACAUUGCACAUAUUGUGUAAAGGCUCUUCAUUCAGGCGAUACGGCGUAUUCACAUCUCUGGAUCUUUCUUGGUUUUUCGUUUUCGUUUGCAUCUUCUGCCAGCUAGACCAUGUCAGUUUUCAUGCCACCCUUCGGAGGGUAGCCUUUCUCGAUUUUAUGGCAUUAAAAAGACGCAUACAAGCAAGGAGUUGCAUAUAUACGUUAUGAAUUUUCUGAUCUGUUAAUCAUCUAGACUAGAUCUGUGUCUCCAUUACAGUAUUUUUGCUAGCUCGAGCGUGAUGGGAUCGUGAUGGGAG
Molecule: messenger RNA, 4795 nt
Organism: Pyricularia oryzae 70-15
Lineage: Eukaryota; Fungi; Ascomycota; Sordariomycetes; Magnaporthales; Pyriculariaceae
Exons: 1
Coding region: 631-4401 (1256 amino acids)
Source: RefSeq, a predicted model, not a curated record